GGCGGUCCGUCGUUUUCAUCACAGACAUGCAAGGACCAGCACCAGUACUUCAGCGACUCGGCUCACCAUAAUUAGGCGCAUCGGUAAAUGCCGAGUCGUCAUGUUCACGUUCCGUCAAGGUAUGGGGUUUUCAAGAGCCUCCCAAGUGGGUGACAUAUCCAGUCCAGUCACAUCUUGUCGAAGCAAGUUCAGCAAAUUCAUCCAUGGCUGCGCUACCCUACUGCCUAAUCGCGUAGAUCUCGUGCCCUUCUGGCUGCCUCAAAUGGACACGGAUAUCCUCAAGCCCAAUACUGGAUACCUCACAGUCGAGCGUCCGACAAGGAAUACUCCUGAUUUUCAGUCCGAUGAAGAGAUGGACUUGGCGCCUGCUAGAGACGAGUUUCGGCGCACGGGGCUGCCGCAUGAGGACGUUGCGGCUGCUAUCGCAUUUCGUGAAAAGUCUCUCAAGGAACGUGAACCUGCAUCUCAGUCCAGGGGAAGCAGCAGCACUCCUGAAGUGGUAUACGAUGAACGCACGCCGUUGUUGAAGCUGUCACAGCCUCCGAUGGCGGAGAGGAAUGUGUCGAUUGACCCGCUUGCGCCGUCUUCUGCGUUCGAUGAGCGUCUGCGUGAGCGUUUACAGGCGAACAAGAAUGUGCCGCCGCGUGUACAGGAUGGUGAGGUGCAGGAGGCUGUAGGUCGGGACGAGGAAAAUCUGCGAGAGGAUGAGCGUUUAUUAGUGAGGGAUUGGUGCGUGCCAUCUGGCAAGCGGAUUGCAGUGCCUGUUCGUAUCGAGCCCAAGGUAUAUUUCGCAAACGAGCGCACGUUCUUGAAAUGGCAGAGCUUUGCGGUGCUGAUCGGCACUAUCGCAACGACGUUAUUAAACUUCGUACCUGCAGAUGAUCCACGGGGCCUGAUUAGCGCUGCGCUAUUCACUCUGGCUGCACUGCUCGCGAUCGCCUAUUCAGCGAUCAUCUUCGUGUACCGAGCGCUUCGUCUGCGUGCACGAUCGGCGGAAGGGCUUUAUUGUGACAAGUACGGACCGACUAUUCUUUGCUUUGUGAUGUUGGCUGCGCUGGGGACCAACAUUGGGUUGAGGGUAGCGGAUAUGUGAUGACAUGAGGAUGAGCCUUGGACGCUGAUAACGGUUAUACAGCUGAUGCGAGGAACUCGUUUCCUCUUUAAGGUCUGUCCUACAAGAGCUUAGCCGCAAUGAACAAUUUUUGUUUCCAA
Suillus discolor is the source of this 1212-nucleotide messenger RNA. RefSeq lists its product as uncharacterized. Lineage: Eukaryota; Fungi; Basidiomycota; Agaricomycetes; Boletales; Suillaceae. The record is from RefSeq and is a predicted model, not a curated record. The transcript has 5 exons. Gene Ontology annotation, cellular component: fungal-type vacuole membrane; vacuolar transporter chaperone complex. Bases 101 to 1093 code for a protein of 330 amino acids.